AUGUCUCCCAUACAAGAUCGAACAAAGAGGGUAAAGGACGCCAAAUCGGAAGCUCAGAAGGAGAUCGAGGAAUACAGAAAGAAGAAGGAGGAAGAGUUCAAGAAGUUUGAGUCCGAGCAAUCUAGCGGGAACAAGAAGGCCGAAGACGACGCAAACAAGGACGCAGAGGCCAAAGUAAAGGAGAUCGACCAGGCAGGGAAGAACGCAGGAUCGAAAGUUGUCGAGGAUCUGAUCAAAACGGUCAUGUCCCCGAAUCCUGAAGUGCCGGAUAAGAUCUCGAGAGAGGACUGA
Molecule: messenger RNA, 291 nt
Organism: Fonsecaea multimorphosa CBS 102226
Lineage: Eukaryota; Fungi; Ascomycota; Eurotiomycetes; Chaetothyriales; Herpotrichiellaceae
Exons: 3
Coding region: 1-291 (96 amino acids)
Biological process (GO): proton transmembrane transport
Cellular component (GO): vacuolar proton-transporting V-type ATPase complex
Molecular function (GO): proton-transporting ATPase activity, rotational mechanism
Source: RefSeq, a predicted model, not a curated record